This is a messenger RNA of Hibiscus syriacus, 636 nucleotides long. RefSeq names its product monothiol glutaredoxin-S11-like. Bases 131 to 436 code for a protein of 101 amino acids. The transcript has a single exon. Gene Ontology annotation, cellular component: nucleus; cytoplasm. The record is from RefSeq and is a predicted model, not a curated record. Lineage: Eukaryota; Viridiplantae; Streptophyta; Magnoliopsida; Malvales; Malvaceae.
ACCCUUUUCUCUCCUUUUCCUACUUCACCUUCUAAAGGUCCAAACUUCCACUACGGUUCGAUCCGGCGCUCAUCGGCCUUUAAGUGAAAUCUGCAGGCAACCAAGGGACUUCUGAACCAGGAUUUCCAUCAUGGACAAGGUGACAAGAUUGGCCUCAGAGAAAGGGGUGGUGCUAUUCAGCAAGAGCUCAUGCUGCAUGUGUUAUGCAGUCAAGAUCCUGUUCCAAGAGCUUGGGGUGAGUCCUAUUGUUCAUGAGCUGGACCAAGACCCUGAAGGCUGGGAAAUGGAGAAAGCCCUGAUGAGGUUGGGGUACAAUGGUCCUGUUCCAGUCAUCUUCAUUGGUGGAAAGCUGGUGGGUUCCACCAAUGAAAUCAUGUCUCUGCAUCUUAGUAGAGGGCUGAUGCCUAUGCUGAAACCUUAUCAGACUCUGUGUUAAACAAACCCUUUUAAGUAAAACUUCAAAUAUCAAAUUGAAAGAAUAAAAUUGGCUCAAUAGAAGUACUGAUCUCUAGUCAUGAGCUGUGUGUUGUGUAGUCUGUAUUGUAAGCCUUUCUAUGUCUUAUGUGCCUUUUAUCUUUGGAAUAGUUCUCUACCAUGUAUUCAGUUUCUAUUUCUUAAUGAAGUAAACUUAAUAUA